This is a messenger RNA of Glossina fuscipes, 2273 nucleotides long. RefSeq names its product two pore potassium channel protein sup-9 (gene Task7). Gene Ontology annotation, molecular function: potassium ion leak channel activity. The transcript is spliced from 3 exons. Gene Ontology annotation, biological process: stabilization of membrane potential; potassium ion transmembrane transport. Gene Ontology annotation, cellular component: membrane. Lineage: Eukaryota; Metazoa; Arthropoda; Insecta; Diptera; Glossinidae. Bases 167 to 1249 code for a protein of 360 amino acids. The record is from RefSeq and is a predicted model, not a curated record.
AUUUUUGUUAUGAACAAAAGAUCUUCCAUUUUAAACAAAUUUGAAAACAAAACGAAAACAGUUUCGUGUAAAUUAUUUCAUUUUGCAUUAAUUAAUUUUCUUUUCAAUUUUUCUUGUGGAAAAAUUUUUGCAUGUAAUUCAUCGGUUUAACGAGAAAAGCUAUUGAAUGCUUAUUGAUUCGUAUUUCAAUUAUAUUAUCGAGUUUUUGACACAGUGCAGCAUGAAGCGUCAAAAUGUUAGGACGCUAUCAUUGGUGGUCUGCACAUUUACGUAUCUUCUGAUUGGUGCUGCAGUUUUUGAUAGUUUAGAAUCUGAAUUUGAAGCGAAACGUUAUGAUUUUUUGCAAACAUUAAAAAAAAAUUUUAUUAAAAAAUAUAAUGUUUCGAGUGAAGAUUUUCGUAUGAUGGAAAUUGUUAUAAUUGAAAAUAAGCCACACAAAGCCGGUCCACAAUGGAAAUUUGCAGGUGCAUUUUAUUUUGCCACCGUCGUAUUAGCGAUGAUCGGUUACGGUCAUUCGACACCGGUUACUAUUGGCGGCAAAGCGUUCUGUAUGGCCUACGCAAUGGUAGGCAUACCCCUUGGUUUAGUGAUGUUUCAAUCGAUUGGUGAACGUUUAAAUAAAUUUGCUUCCGUUAUUAUACGAAGAGCGAAACGUUAUUUGCAAUGCGCACAUACCGAGGCCACCGAAAUGAAUUUAAUGCUGGCCACAGGAAUGCUAUCUUCGAUUAUUAUAACAACUGGCGCGGCAGUAUUUUCACGCUACGAAGGUUGGAGUUAUUUUGAUAGCUUUUAUUAUUGUUUUGUUACCCUAACCACUAUCGGUUUUGGUGACUAUGUCGCUUUACAAAACGAUCAGGCAUUAACCAAUAAACCAGGCUAUGUGGCAUUAAGUUUAGUAUUUAUAUUAUUUGGUUUGGCAGUAGUGGCAGCCAGUAUUAAUUUAUUGGUUUUACGUUUUAUGACAAUGCAAGCAGAGGAUGCUAAACGCGAUGAACAGGAUGCUCAAAAUUUGGCUGCGGCCAAUCAACCCGUUACUUUCGAUACCGAACAUUCAACUUCAUAUAAUAUGCAGGGUAAAUUAUUAAGCAAUUCGAAUUAUACAAAUGAAUUCGAUGAGACUGCAUCAAUUUGUUCGUGCACAUGCUUGGGCGGUACGCGUUGCAUGAAUCAUGAACCAUUUGCUGAUCCCGAUUUUCGUCCUACCGAUAUUAUUGCUAGCAAUCUAAGUUUAAAGAGGGCUUCAGUUUGAUAUCAAUCAUUGCCCGAGCUGGCAGAUUGUGACUGUAGUCAUUUAUCGUCGUCUCGUUGCUGUUUGAAUUGUUGUAUGAAAGAUGUAUCCAAGUCUUCUGAAUGUUUUAGCUAUAAAGUCUUAAAAUAUACUUCCGAUAGUCCCUGUAGUACUCCGUAAUGCAUCAUAUAUAUUCUUAUUGCAUCAAUUAUUGUUCAAUAUUGAAAAAAUCUACUUUUUUAUGGGUGUGUUUUUAAUCCUCCUUAUAUACUAACAUUAAUACAAAUUAUCAAAUUAUUGACAAGUUUCUGUUCUUCUUAUGCAAUUUUUUUUUUGAAGCAAAUUUUCUCUGCAACAAAAAAUUCUUGUAGAGAGAGCAAACUUUUCGCCACGUAAGUAAAUAAUAUUUGGAAAGAGUUUCUCCUAGAAUCAAAUGAAACCCUUUCAUAUUUGGUACAUUAUGUGAAAUUGUAUGAUCAUGUGACUUAAGUGGAUCCCAUGAAGCAGCAUUGGUUGCAAUCAUAUUUAUUUGGUGUGCGAUAGGUCAGGGAAGAGAGGUUUCUUCUUUUUAAUAUAUUCGAAUGGAAGAAAUUUCGAUCGUAUGAGACUGGUUUUUAAAUCUUCUCACCUAAUACGCAUAAUAAUUCUUACACACAUACAGUUUGCUGUUGUUAAUAUUCGCAGAUUCAAAUCUCAAGUGCUGUGGAGUUUACUUCGUUCGUAAUUGCAGGCAUAAAACUUCCCGAAUGGGUAUACAAGCACUAAAUUAGUCACCUUCUUAUCGCUUUCUCUUUUCUUACUUCUUACAUCGUAAUAUACGAAUAGACAUCUCUCGAGUGAUUAAAAAUAAAAAAAAUAAAAAAUUUACUAUAUAAGUUUUUGCAUAAAAUAGAUCUACUUUCCUGACCACUACCCAUAUAUAAAAAGAUUCUCAUGAUACGGUUUCUACAUGGCUUUACAUUGCAAUAAUAUUUGGUCUUGUAUGGCCAAGAUAAACCGAGAUUUGCAUUCAAGUCCUAUAUAUAGGGUAUUUAUUUAUUUAUUU